This is a messenger RNA of Schistocerca americana (American grasshopper), 842 nucleotides long. RefSeq names its product poly [ADP-ribose] polymerase tankyrase-1-like. The record is from RefSeq and is a predicted model, not a curated record. Gene Ontology annotation, cellular component: cytoplasm; nucleus. Lineage: Eukaryota; Metazoa; Arthropoda; Insecta; Orthoptera; Acrididae. Gene Ontology annotation, molecular function: protein binding. The transcript is spliced from 3 exons. Bases 116 to 784 code for a protein of 222 amino acids.
CCUGCACUGCCGGCGGCGCUCUGCCACAUGACGUCAGUCUACUGUGCCUACAGGAUUACCAGCCGCUACACAGCUUAGGCACACCACUGCCACCACCGCCACCAUCACCACCGGCAUGGCCGCCACCACCGCCAACACAGCCGCCAUCACCAACACCGCCACCACCGCCACGACCUCUGCCGUUACAGCCCACCAGACUCUUGCUGCAGCUGCAACUGCACCGCCCACGACUCCUCCACUUGAUGAAGGCACUGUCUCUCGGAUGCGGAGCCUCUCUGGAGAGCAGAGAGUAUGGAGGCUGAUCCAGGCGGCUCGGCAGGGGGCAGUAUGGGAGCUAAGGGCACUGCUCGCAGUGGGGGCGGACGUGGGGGCGAUGGGCGGAGGUGGGUGGACCGCCCUGCACUGGACAGCAUGGGAGGGACAUGUGGAGACGGCGAGGUGCCUACUGGAGGCCGGGGCGCCAGUGGACGCCUGGGACGGCGGUCUGAAGAGGACGCCUCUGUUCUGUGCUGCACAGAGGGGCCAUGCAGCUGUGACACAGCUGCUGCUAUCGGCCUCCGCUGACCCAAACUUCAAGGAUGUGGAUGGGUGGACGCCGUUGCACUUUGCAGCUCAUGGUGGCAGCCCAGAAGUGGCAGCUGCACUGCUCGAGGCGGGGGCCGACCAGGAAACCAGAAAUGAUGAUGGGGACACAGCCCUGGACAUCGCCAGGCAGUGUAACAGGCGGCGGCUGAUCGAGAUGCUGUCAUCAGGCAGCCAGUCCAAAAAACUCCCUCUGCAAUAAAACUAAAACAGGCUCUCCACAUCUUGAUGUUUUUUAAAUAAAGAAUUCAAAACGUCAA